AUGGCACGCAACGGCGGCCGGUUUCCCGGCCACAACCUCUCGAAUCCCUUCGCGCAUCUCUCCGCACCGAUACACCAGCAACCACAGCUGCAGCAGCAGCACCAGCAACAACAGAACAUGCCACAUCCCAGCUUCGGCGGAGGUAACCAGGGCCACAACAUCAACCUCUUCGGUCAGAACCAGCAUGCUUUCCAGUCAAACAACGCCGGACUUUCUGGCGGCCUUGGCGGUGCAGGGCUGGGCGCGGCGGCUACCCUGGGUGGGGUCAGUGGGGGGACAGGUCUGGACGGGCAUGAGGCACGUAUGCGAUUUGCCCACGGCGCUCAACUGCAGCAGGACGCUGUUCGCGGGCAGGAUGGCGCCAAAGGGCUUGCUGGUCAGAGAAUCCGCGACGUGUGGCGGUCGAACCUACACCAAGAGAUGGACCUGCUUCGCUCCCUGAUCGAUCAGUACCCGUACAUCAGCAUGGUAAAAUUCCCCGGUGUUGUUGCGCGACCGAUCGGCGAGUUCAACUCGAAAGCCUCAUACCACUACCAAACAGUGCGCUGCAACGUCGACCUCCUUAAGAUAAUCCAGCUGGGCGUCACAUUAUUCUCGGUACAAGGCGAAAUUCCUCCCGCGCAGCUCGAUCCAUCCACACUACAGUACCAACCCAAGUCGCUGCAACGAUAUGCGAACAACAUAGUGAUGUGUCCAUGCACAUGGAGCUUCAACUUUCAGUUCUCACUCGAGGACGACAUGUACAAUGAGGAGUCCAUCCAGAUGCUGAAGAAAUCGGGAGCAGAUUUUGAGAAGCAUGCAUCGCAAGGCAUCGACCCUCAAGAGUUUGGUUCGCUACUGAUAACAUCCGGCAUGACUCUCUCAGAAGACGUUAACUGGAUAUCUUUCCAUUCUGGAUACGAUUUUGCCUAUCUAGUAAAGAUGCUCAGUUCCAAGCCACUGCCUGAGGACGAAGACUCUUACCGCAAACUCGUCGAGAUCUUCUUUCCCCGACUUCUCGAUGUCAAAUACCUCUGGCGACACGCGAACAGUCUUGUCCGCCGUGGGAUAAUAAACGCAAAUGCAACCACCAUCCUGAACAAUCUGGGUACGAAGUCAGGCCUGCAAGACCUGGCUGACGAGCUGGGCUGUCAACGUAUUGGUAACUCGCACACUGCAGGCUCGGAUGCCUGGCUCACAGGAACCGUCUUUUGGGAAUUAAGGAAAAAGAUUUUCGAUGGAACAGUCCCAGAUGAGAUGAACGGGCAGAUGUGGGGACUCACCGGUGUUGGACCACCAGCCAGUGCAACGGCACAAGCAGCUGUUCUUGCUGCACAAGGCCAGCAGAAUCUCACUAGCUUCCAAGGUCUCAACGGUGGCAUGAUGUUCCAUCCGGGCAAUGCAAGACACGGCGACGGACCCAGCACACCAACAAAUCACCCAGCUGGACUUGCAACGACACCAGGACCGACAGGCCACAUGACCCCUGGUGGUAACUAUGGAGGCUAUGGUGGUAACAAAUAG
Boeremia exigua is the source of this 1503-nucleotide messenger RNA. RefSeq names its product ribonuclease H-like domain-containing protein. Gene Ontology annotation, cellular component: CCR4-NOT core complex; P-body; CCR4-NOT complex. The transcript is spliced from 2 exons. The record is from RefSeq and is a predicted model, not a curated record. Lineage: Eukaryota; Fungi; Ascomycota; Dothideomycetes; Pleosporales; Didymellaceae. Gene Ontology annotation, molecular function: poly(A)-specific ribonuclease activity; nucleic acid binding. The coding region runs from base 1 to 1503 and encodes 500 amino acids.